AUGGCAGAAAACAAGAUUUCGAAAAAGAAGCUCAAGGCGCUUCAGUUCCGUUCGGAAAAAUUCCAUAAAAAGUCGGCCAAGCUUGAGGCCGCAGAGGCUGCCGUCGCUGCUGCUAAAAAGGAGAAAUCACAAGUGAAAGCCUCUAAGCAAGCUGACAUUAGUGCAGAAAAACCACCUUCCAAAACUGCCCAAAAAAUUGCUGCUGGUGGCUCGGAUGCUGACUCGAAACAAACUCCCAGCUCUAAGAAAACGAAAAAACGUCGUCGGAAGGGCGCAAACGAAGGCGCUGCGCCGGAGAACAAGGUAAUUUUGUUUGUUGGUAACUUGCCCAAGGACUCUACCGUGGAGACACUCCAACUCCACUUCAAACCCUGCGGCCAAAUCCCCCGUGUUCGUAUUCCGACGGAGAAGGGAACAGGAAAAAUGCGUGGAUUCGCCUUUGUUGAGUUCCUGAACCCCGGACCGAACGUUGUUUCAAAGGCCCUGAAGUUUCAUCACACCGUGUAUAAGGACAAGAAAAUUAACAUUGAACUGACUGCCGGUGGAGGUGGUAAGGCCGCCAACCGGAUGCAAAAAAUUCGCGAGAAGAAUGCAAAGUACAAGGAGGAGAUGCGUGAGCGUGUUGCUCGCGAGGAAAAGGUUGCUCAAGGAAAGCAGGACGAACGCCAUAAGGUCAAGGCUGAGGAUGCCGUGGGCGUUCAUCCUGAUCGUCUCAAGCUUCUUGGUUAGUGCAUCGGGCUGUCAGCGAGAGUGGACGGUCGGUGCGGAAGACGGAGAAGGGUUCUAUGCACAAUCAUUCCAUCCUUUUUCCCGCAGUCAUCUCUUCUUCCCUCUCCAUGGUCUUCUCCCUGCGGGGCCCUCCUGUCUCUCUCCGUCUGUCCUCCUUCCCUAGACACAUUCUCCUCCCCUCCCUGUCUUGCUCCUUCCUCUGCCCCCACUAGGACACCCCACUUGUUUACCGAGUCAUCGUUCGCCCGCGUUUUUGUGUGACUGUUUUUUUCCCUUAUCCAAAUUUUUUGAAGCACCUUCGUUUCCUCUGCCAACA
Messenger RNA from Schizosaccharomyces japonicus yFS275, 1045 nucleotides. RefSeq names its product RNA-binding protein. The transcript has a single exon. NCBI's taxonomy places the organism in Eukaryota, Fungi, Ascomycota, Schizosaccharomycetes, Schizosaccharomycetales, Schizosaccharomycetaceae. Gene Ontology annotation, molecular function: nucleic acid binding; RNA binding. The record is from RefSeq and is a predicted model, not a curated record. The coding region runs from base 1 to 729 and encodes 242 amino acids.